GUUCGGAAUCCCAGGGGCGUGCGGGCCCCGCCCUCAGCUCCCAGGGGCGGCAGGUGUGGACUCCGCGGGUCUUCUGGCUUGUGGGUCCGACUGUCCAGUGUGCCCAGCGGCCUGGACAAUGCUGGCAAAACCACCAUCCUCAAAAAGUUCAAUGGGGAAGACAUCGACACCAUCUCCCCAACACUGGGCUUCAACAUUAAGACCCUGGAGCACCGGGGAUUCAAGCUGAACAUCUGGGACGUAGGCGGCCAGAAGUCCCUGCGGUCCUACUGGCGGAACUACUUCGAGAGCACCGACGGCCUCAUCUGGGUGGUGGACAGCGCCGACCGCCAGCGCAUGGAGGACUGCCAGCGGGAGCUCCAGAGCCUACUGGUGGAGGAGCGCCUGGCUGGAGCAACUCUCCUCAUCUUUGCCAACAAGCAGGACCUGCCCGGAGCACUGUCCUCUAAUGCCAUUCGUGAGGCCCUGGAGCUGGACUCCAUCCGCAGUCACCACUGGUGCAUCCAGGGCUGCAGCGCCGUCACUGGGGAGAACCUGCUGCCGGGCAUUGACUGGCUCCUGGACGACAUUUCCAGCCGCAUCUUUCCAGCUGACUGAGCCGCUCCAGAUGCCGCCCCACCUGGCAGUCAGGCUCUCAGGCCUCACUAGAUGCUGUCCAGCGGGGGUGGGAGUCAGCCGCUGGACUAACACUCCCCACCCCUUCCAUCACUCGCUGCUACUGCUACCCGCUGCUGCUCCGUGGCCGGAGGGCUGUGCCCUGGCUGUCCCCCAGCCCCCAACCUGGCCUGCAGCUGCCGUAUCAUGGGCAGAGGGCUGGGGCGGGGAGGGGCUGCCUCUGCUGCUA
Molecule: messenger RNA, 844 nt
Organism: Tupaia belangeri chinensis (Chinese tree shrew)
Lineage: Eukaryota; Metazoa; Chordata; Mammalia; Scandentia; Tupaiidae
Gene: ARL2
Product: ARF like GTPase 2
Exons: 5
Molecular function (GO): GTPase activity; GTP binding
Source: RefSeq, a predicted model, not a curated record